Crotalus tigris (Tiger rattlesnake) is the source of this 1859-nucleotide messenger RNA. It is a transcript of the gene LHX5, whose product is annotated as LIM homeobox 5. NCBI's taxonomy places the organism in Eukaryota, Metazoa, Chordata, Lepidosauria, Squamata, Viperidae. The coding region runs from base 352 to 1551 and encodes 399 amino acids. Gene Ontology annotation, molecular function: RNA polymerase II transcription regulatory region sequence-specific DNA binding; DNA-binding transcription factor activity, RNA polymerase II-specific. The record is from RefSeq and is a predicted model, not a curated record. Gene Ontology annotation, biological process: regulation of transcription by RNA polymerase II; neuron differentiation. The transcript has 5 exons. Gene Ontology annotation, cellular component: nucleus.
CAGCGCAAAAGUGGAAGCCAGUCCCGGCCAGCCAGCGGCGCGCCGGCGAAGGAGGAGGGCACCGGCCGAGGACCACCGCCGCGCCGGGGCCUUGCCAGCCACCUCCCAGCCCCGCCGCCCCGGGGGACGCCCGGCCCGCUAUGCCGCGCUGAAGCCCCCCGGGAAGCCCACCCAGGCCCAGGCCAGCGCCCGGGAGACGGAGGGGCCGAGCCGCGCAACCCGAGAGCGCCCAGAGGGAGAGCAGGAGGAGGAGGAGGAGGAGGAAGAAGAGGAGGCGGCGGCGGCGGCGGCCGCGGGCGGCGCAGCGGAGCGGCUGGGCGGCGCGGCCACCCCCCCUGUCCGGCCGCGGCGAUGAUGGUGCAUUGCGCCGGGUGCGAGCGACCCAUCCUGGACCGCUUCUUGCUCAACGUCCUGGACCGGGCCUGGCACAUCAAGUGUGUGCAGUGCUGCGAGUGCAAAUGCAACCUCACCGAGAAAUGCUUCUCGCGGGAAGGCAAGCUCUACUGCAAGAACGACUUUUUCAGGAAGUUUGGGACGAAGUGCGCCGGCUGCGCGCAGGGCAUCUCCCCCUCGGACCUGGUGCGGAAAGCCCGGAGCAAAGUCUUCCACCUGAACUGUUUCACCUGCAUGGUGUGCAACAAGCAGCUCUCCACGGGCGAGGAACUGUACAUCAUCGACGAGAACAAGUUCGUCUGCAAGGAGGAUUACCUGAGCUCGCCCAGUUUCAAAGAAGGCAGCCUGAACUCAGUUUCUUCCUGUACCGAUCGAAGUUUAUCUCCGGAUCUUCAGGACCCCAUGCAGGAUGAUACAAAGGAGACAGACAAUUCCACUUCCUCGGAUAAAGAGACCACCAACAAUGAAAAUGAGGAGCAGAACUCUGGGACCAAAAGAAGAGGACCUCGGACCACUAUCAAGGCCAAACAGCUGGAGACCCUCAAGGCGGCUUUUGCAGCCACCCCUAAACCCACCCGGCACAUCCGGGAGCAGCUAGCUCAAGAGACGGGGCUCAACAUGAGAGUCAUCCAGGUUUGGUUCCAGAACCGGCGCUCUAAAGAGCGAAGAAUGAAGCAGCUGAGCGCGCUGGGCGCCCGAAGACACGCGUUCUUCCGAAGCCCUCGGCGCAUGCGCCCUCUGGGUGGCCGGCUGGAUGAAUCCGAGAUGCUGGGCACGGCUCCUUACAGUUACUACGGAGAUUACCAAGGCGAUUACUACGGGCCCGGGAGCAACUACGACUUUUUCUCGCAUGGCCCCCCCUCACAGGCACAGUCGCCGGCCGACUCCAGCUACAUCCCGACCUCGGGGGCCAGCUCCACCCCACUCGGGCCCCUGGACGCCCCCUUGGCCGGACAUCAUACCUCGGAGAACCAAAGGUACACGGAUAUGAUCUCCCACUCCGACACGCCCAGCCCGGAGCCGGGGCUGCCCGGCUCGCUGCACCCCAUCCCGGGCGAGGUCUUCAGCGGGGGUCCCAGCCCCCCCUUCCCCAUGUCGGGGUACAGCGGGCCCCUUUCGCAUUCCAACCAGGAGCUCAGCGAAGCGGCUGUGUGGUAGAGCGCCCAGGGGGGCAGGGGGGGACGCCGUGGGGCUCCAGGCCCCUCCUCCAAGCCCUAACUCGAACCCAGAGCCCCCUUCCCACCAGGGAGAAGGGCUGAGGCCAUCCCGCUUCCCUCGGAGCCGCUCCAGGACCACGCUGGCCCGCUGCCUUGCCCCAAGUGGGCCCAGGGGAGACGCUGUGAAGCCCGGGGAAGGGCCGCCAGCUGCCAACCUCCAGCUCCACCACUCUUUGGACCAAAGUAGGAUUCGCUUCUGGUUUCCGCAGACUGGAGGAUGGGGAUUGGAGGAACGGGAGGGGGUUUCAC